Messenger RNA from Camelina sativa (false flax), 2376 nucleotides. Its product is annotated as zinc finger BED domain-containing protein RICESLEEPER 2. The record is from RefSeq and is a predicted model, not a curated record. Gene Ontology annotation, molecular function: DNA binding; protein dimerization activity. NCBI's taxonomy places the organism in Eukaryota, Viridiplantae, Streptophyta, Magnoliopsida, Brassicales, Brassicaceae.
UCAGCUUUUGUUUUUGUUUGUCUUCUCCCAUUGGUAAAAAAAACCCUACCGCCGCGACCACCGACACCGAGAAAGUUCGCCGCCGUUAAACCACCAGUGAGGAGAAGCUUUUAUCAAAGACUAGUUCAAUGAAGAGGUGAAUGUGCUUUUAGAGCUAAGAUUCUUUAUAUCUUCUCCGGCGUGUUUUUAUUGCUUUUGUGUAGGAGACAGAAGAAAGUGAUGAUAAGCAAUGAGAUGGAUUUGUCAGAUGCAGUGAUUGUAAAAUCUGGGAGAUUGAAAUCAGUUGUGUGGAAUGAUUUCGAUAGAGUUAAAAAGGGUGAGACUUACGUUGCAAUCUGUAGGCAUUGUAAGAAGAGACUUAGUGGAUCGAGCGCUAGUGGGACUUCCCAUUUGAGGAAUCAUUUGAUUAGAUGUAAGAGGAGAAUUAAUGGUAACGGUGUUGCUCAGUAUUUUGUUAAGGGGAAGAAGAAAGAAGGAAGAGCUGUUGAGAUAUCGAAUGAGAGGAAGAAAGAUGAAGAACAGCUUAGUGUAGUGAAUGUUAGAUAUGAACAUGAUGAUGAUGUUGUUACUGGUGUAUGUGCUGGUUUGGAUCAAAGGCGGAGUCGGUUUGAUCUAGCACGGAUGAUUAUUUUACAUGGGUAUCCGUUGAGUAUGGUCGAAGAUGUUGGAUUCAGAAUGUUUAUUAGAAAUUUACAGCCUUUGUUUGAUCUUGUUGCGUUUGAAAGAGUUGAGUCUGAUUGUAUGGAGAUAUACGCGAAAGAGAAGCAUAAGAUGUUCGAAGCCUUGGAUAAGUUACCUGGAAAGAUUAGUAUCAGUGUUGAUGUUUGGAGUGGUUCAGAUGAUACUGAUGAGUUCUUGUGUUUGGCAGCACAUUAUAUCGAUGAAACAUGGGAACUGAAGAAGAGAGUUUUAAACUUCUUCGUGGUUGAUCCGUCUCAUACUGGUGAAAUGCUUGCUGAACUUAUCAUAACAUGUUUGAUGGAGUGGGAUAUUGAUAGGAAGUUGUUUUCUAUGGCGUCUAGUCAUUCUCCACCGUUUGGUGAAAACGUGGCUAACAAAAUCAGAGACCGGUUGUCGCAGAACAAGUUCUUAUACUGUAACGGCCAAUUGUUUGAUGUAAGCUGUGGAGUUAAUGUCAUUAACCAGAUGGCUCAAGACUCCUUGCAAACUUGUUGUGACACAAUAAACAUGGUUCGCGAGAGUAUUAGGUAUGUCAAAAGCUCAGAAUCUAUUCAGGAGAGAUUCAAUCAGUGGACUGUUGAAGCUGAAGCUGAAAGUGAAAGGAACCUAUGUAUCGAUGACCCAGUGAGAUGGGACACAACAUGUACCAUGUUGGAGAUUGCUUUAGAGCAGAAGAGCGCGUUUUCACUCAUGAAUGAGCAUGAUCCUGAUUCCGUGUUAUGUCCAUCUGAUUUGGAAUGGGAGAGGUUAGAAACAAUUGUCGAGUUCUUGAAAGUCUUUGUUGACGUGACAGAUGCAUUCACAAAGAACAGUUGUUUACCCGCCAACAUAUACUUCCGGGAGAUAUGCGACUUACACCUCCGGUUAAUCGAAUGGUGCAAGAACCCGGAUGAUUUCAUUAGCUCUCUAGCUGUAAACAUGAGAAAGAAGUUCGAUGAUUUCUGGGAUAAAAACAACCUGGUUCUAGCCAUUGCUACCAUAUUAGACCCACGGUUCAAAAUGAAGCUGGUGGAAUAUUAUUACCCUCUGUUUUAUGAUACUAGUGCUUCAGAGUUCAUUGAAGACGUUGUUGAAUGCAUCAAAGCGCUGUACGAUGAGCAUUCUAUAGGAUCACUGUUAGCAUCAUCAGAUCAAACCCUUGACUGGCGUAAUCAUCAUCAUGGGUCAAAUGGUGUUCGUCAUGGGAAAGAGCUUGACGAUAGAUUCAUAGAAUUUGAUAGGUACAUUAACAAUACAACUACUACUACACCAGGUCAUGACCCUAAAUCGGAUCUUGAAAAGUAUCUAGAGGAGCCGCUUUUUCCCCGGAAUUCAGAUUUCGACAUACUGAACUGGUGGAAAGUACACACACCGAAAUACCCAAUCCUCUCUAUGAUGGCACGUAACGUGUUAGCGGUUCCAAUGUCAAAUGUCUCAUCAGAAGGAGACGCCUUUGAAACUUGUCAAAGGAGACAGGUUAGUGAAACUUGGCGUUCGCUAAGACCGAGUACUGUGCAGGCCUUAAUGUGUGCACAAGAUUGGAUCCAGAGCGAAUUGGAAAGCUCUUGAAACUCUUUAAUUUUGUCCUGAGUUUUGUUUUCUUUGUUAGUUUAGAUCUCUGCUCCAGCUUGUUUGUUUAUUGUCUGUACCUCUACCUCUCAUCAACAGUUGUUUUAGUCAUAAUUUAUAUUCAACCUAGCUAGGGCUUUUACUGUA